GGCCGCCGGGGGGCGGUGUGGGAGUGAGCGCGCGGGGCUGCUGGAGCUGCAGCGCGUGAGCAGCGCGGGAUUAAUAAUCUGAUCAGUAUUGAUUAGUAUCGGCGGGCUGGGGGUUAUUGAUCAGGCAUGGCGAAGUACAUGAGAGCGCAGAACAGCUCGCUGUUCAUCCGGAACAUCUCCGACGACUCCAGACCGGAGGACCUGCGGAGAGAGUUCGGUCGGUACGGUCCGAUUACAGACGUCUACAUUCCCCUGGACUUUCACUCCCGUCGCCCCCGGGGAUUCGCCUACGUCCAGUUUGAGGAUGUGCGGGAUGCUGAGGACGCCAUGCACAGCCUGGACAGGAAGUGGGUCUGCGGACGCCAGAUCGAGAUCCAGUUCGCACAGGGAGACCGAAAGACUCCAGGUCAGAUGAAGGCUAAAGAGCGCCACUCUCCCUCCUCCCGGCAUGAAGACGGCCGCCGCCGGCGCUCCCGCAGCCGCAGUUACGACCGGCGGGGCUCCCACAGUCCGUCCAGCAGGGGGCGCCACAGGAGGUCUCGCAGCCCCCGAGAGUCGAGGGGACGGCGGUACAGCAGGCGCAGCAGGAGUAGAGAUUAUGAACGACGCCGAUCGUCUCGGGAUCGCCACCGAUCUCGCCCAGACAGCCACAGUCGUUCGGCCUCCCCAUCUGAGCCCCGCCCCAAGCGGACCGACCGCCGGGAGUCGGGCGAGAACCGCUCCCGUGCCCACGCCCACUCGGGCUCCAGGUCCCCGAGUCCACCGGAGCAGGCAGAAUCUGCGGACACUCGACCGGACGCCCAGGACUCAGAAGCUCAGGAGACGCAGUCUCCAUCAAACGCUCACCCUCACACAAACUCCAACGCCCACUCUCCACCCCACCCACGCUCGCGUUCACGCUCUCGCUCAGCCUCUCGCUCGCUGUCCCGCUCAAGAUCGCGCUCCAGAUCCUGGGCCCGGCGACAGUCCUGAGGAACUCUGCCAGGUCUGAAGUAGCUGAUGCAUCUCUUUAAAGCGAUAGUUCUGUCAGAAUCCCCCCAGUUUUCCCUCACUGUAAUCCUUGCCUGAGGUAGUGGUGGAUCUGCUGAGGGGUGCUGGUUCGGUUUUACACUGCUGGAGCGACGAGGCUAAUAUGUAGCUAAUAACUCAUUAUAACCCUCCACCUCUUCAGUUUGCAUGGUACAGCAAUUGUGUAUUAUUCAGUGUCAUAAAACCACAAAAUAAAUUCCGUUAGAGAUCACUAAACACCUCCGUGCAGUGUGAUGCAGGUUACAUGGGGGUAACUGGGGGAAUCUGAGAAUUAGCGAACUAUCGUUUUAAGCGUCAAUGUGAACGUGGAGGUCGUGGGUUUCCUCCUGCUUUGUUGAAGCUCAGUAAGGCGGAGCUGGAGGUUAACUCUAUUUCCGUUUGUUAGAUAUGGUUUUGUUUGAAUAUUGUUUAGGUUGUUUUUUGUUUUCUUACAAGGAAUGGAUAAGGAAUACGUUUCAUUGCUUCUGGAAGUUACCUCUCCAACUGAGUGGGAGGAGCUGGAGUGAAAUAAAACGUAAUAAAAAGUAAAACCCUAAAACGUACUUCACGCAGGGACGCAAACGCCUAAAGCUAAACAGUGAAGAAUGUCACAAUGAAAUUUGUAAGGGGGAGCUGCAUUCUGAGGUUUGCCAAAAGGGGGCGCUAAAGCAAUGUUACUAUUUUAGUUCUUCUCUCAUGUACAUAACCUUCUUAUACAGUUUGUAAGCACUAUGAUUUAUGUGUCCUCUAUCGCCCCCUGGCUACUGAGUGUUUUAACCAUCGCAAUAAUGUACGAUUUUGUACACUGACGUACGGUUGCGUUCUCUUCCUCGCGUGAAGUUUGUUUUUUGGCGUAACUCUGAAAAUCAUGAAUGUCGUCCUGAUCUGAGCUGUAGGAGUAACACAUUUUGGUGUUUGUUUACUUUCUAUUUAUGUAGAGCUGCAGUUCAAAUGUGCAUGGAGUAACGUUUUUACGAUACGAUGUAAAAAAAAUCCUGAAUUAAAUUAGGAAACGAAAGCUGUUGCUGUGAACUUGUUCAUGUGUGUUCCAACGGAUUCCACGGACAACGGACAGAGCGAUGGAGUCAGGAGGUUUCCGAAAUGUGUGCGAAGGUCAGAGCGAGGAUUUUGGGGCGAAAUGUCUUAUUUUUACAUCGUAACCGUGUUGGGAUGGUUCUGAGAUUUCACUUUCUUACUGUAACUUUUCUAAUUUUGUUGUCGAAGCUCAGAUGAUGUUUUAUCUGUGAAUAAGAGCUUUUUACAUUGAUGCCGAGAAAUAAACGAAAGCGUUUUCAGAUA
Messenger RNA from Astyanax mexicanus (Mexican tetra), 2307 nucleotides. RefSeq names its product serine/arginine-rich splicing factor 10. Bases 127 to 972 code for a protein of 281 amino acids. The record is from RefSeq and is a predicted model, not a curated record. NCBI's taxonomy places the organism in Eukaryota, Metazoa, Chordata, Actinopteri, Characiformes, Acestrorhamphidae. Gene Ontology annotation, molecular function: RNA binding. The transcript has 6 exons.